This is a messenger RNA of Fonsecaea nubica, 1773 nucleotides long. RefSeq lists its product as hypothetical. The transcript is spliced from 3 exons. The coding region runs from base 1 to 1773 and encodes 590 amino acids. Lineage: Eukaryota; Fungi; Ascomycota; Eurotiomycetes; Chaetothyriales; Herpotrichiellaceae. The record is from RefSeq and is a predicted model, not a curated record. Gene Ontology annotation, molecular function: NADP binding; flavin adenine dinucleotide binding; N,N-dimethylaniline monooxygenase activity.
AUGGCCACUCCUCCUGGCGACGUACUCGUCGCGACCGCGGCGGAUGCUCCAAUCCCAUCCUUAACCACAGAUGAAAAGGUCCAACUUCCUUUUGACCCGAAGGCUCUGAAAGAGAAAUACCUGCAAGAAAGAGACAAACGACUUCAGAAUGGUGGUGUCUUCCAGUAUCGACCGAUCGAGGGAACACUCAAACAUUGGAUCGAAGAUCCAUAUGUCCCACCCGCCCCGCCACGCGACCCGAUCGAGAAGGAAGUAGAAGUCCUCGUUGUCGGAAGUGGCUAUGGCGGUGAGCUCUGCGCUGUGCGCCUUCAAGAGCAGGGAUUCCAUGACUAUAUCAUCGUCGAGAAGGCAGGUGACUAUGGCGGUACAUGGUACUGGAACAGAUAUCCUGGAGCACAGUGCGACAUCGACUCAUAUAUUUAUUUGCCACUUCUGGAGGAAACCGGCUAUAUUCCUGUGGAGAAGUACUCUCAACGUAUCGGAAAGCACUUUGACCUGUAUAAAGAUACCUUAUUCCAGACAGAGAUUGUCGAUCUCCGGUGGGAUGAGUCAACUACUCGAUGGCAGAUUGAGACGUCUCGUCAAGACAAGAUAAAGGCGCGCUUUGUGAUCACGGCCUCUGGCCCACUUCACAGGCCUAAACUACCAGGUCUGCCAGGGAUCGAAGAGUACACCGGCCACUCAUUCCAUUCAAGUCGCUGGGACUACGAGUACACUGGUGGCAAUACCCACGGUGGGUUAACUAAGCUUAAAGACAAACGUGUUGGGAUACUUGGGACUGGUGCCACCGCCAUUCACAUCGUUCCGCAUCUUGGCGACUGGGCCAAGGAGCUAUAUGUAUUCCAACGAACGCCAUCCUCCGUCGCGGUUCGAGGUAACAGACCUACAGACCCAGAAUGGGCCAAAACCCUCAAGAAGGGGUGGCAGCAAGAGCGCAUGGAUAACUACAACAUAAUUGUGAGCGGUGGCGAGGUGAACGAAGACCUAGUCUCGGAUGGAUGGACGAGCAGCAUGGCAAAACUUCGUCCUGGUCCUAAUCAGGUCAAGAAUGCCGACCCUGCAGAAAUUGCCGAAAUCAUCCAGCUGGCCGACUUUGAGCAAAUGAAUUCAAUUCGUGCCAGAGUCGAUUCGAUUGUUAAAGACAAAGCCACCGCAGAAGCUCUCAAGCCAUGGUACAAUCAAUUCUGCAAACGGCCGACCUUCCAUGACCGGUAUCUGCAGACAUUUAACAAGCCAAAUGUCACACUAGUUGACUCCCAGGGCCGCGGUGUCGACCGCAUUACUCCAAAGGGUAUAGUCGCCAAUGGAAAAGAAUACGAAUUGGACUGCAUCAUCUAUGCCACCGGCUUUGAGCUUGCUACGGACUGGUCUCACCGUUCGGGGCUCGAGAUCACUGGGAGAAAUGGUCUCACCAUCACGGAGAACGGCAUCCAAGCUGCGUUGACGUCAAACUUUAUGCACAUCACGAACGAGCAGGCAAAACACAUUGCCUGGGUCAUUCGACAGGCCAAGGAUCGAGGCCUGAGGACCGUCGAAGCGUCGGUCGAAGCCGAGGAGAAAUGGGUCGACAUCAUCAUCGAAAAGGGCAGAGGACGCUACGAGUUCUUGAAGCAAUGCACUCCGGGGUACUACAACGACGAAGGCGACAUUACCAUGAAACUGAGGAGGAAUUCGGUCUACGGAGACGGGGCCGUGGCGUUCCUGGACAUCACAAAGAAGUGGAGAGAGGACAAUAAGCUGGAAGGUCUCCAGGUGACCAAGGAAGCUGCUUAG